AUGAAUACUGACUAUAGCUGCAGUGAUAUUAAGAACCUGGAUGAAGACAAGGAGAUUGCAUCGUCGGCCGUUGCGCUUGUUGUCCGCAGCACGCGGCGCGGGAUCGUACCACUGUGUGCCGACAUCGCCAACCUGCUCAGAGCACGAAAAAGCUUGGAGAACAUGGUGGCCAUCCAGCGCCAGGAGCUGACCCGCCUGCGCCACGUGCCACCGCCCAACUCCGUCAACAGCAGCCCGCAGACCAGCCGCUCGGGCAGCCCGCUGCAGCCGCACGUCACCACGUCCUGCCGAGCCACGUCACCGACUAACUCCCGCGACAGGGGCGUACAGACACAGGAUGUGUCCAGCGUAUGCACACAGUGCACCACCACAAGCAGUAGAAGUAGUAGUGAGGGGCUGCAGAGAACCACAAUCCGGGAGGGGGAGGAAGCAACCAACGAUUGCCAUGAAACAACGCGUGAAUACUCUUCAAAAUCUCACCGAACGAGAAGAAAGUUGCCCCGUCAGUACUCCCUGCCUGACAUGGGAGAGGGUCAGGAGAAACGCCCCCCUACCACCAAGUCUCGUAGUCUGGACGAUCAGCUGUCUGUGUCCUCCACCGAGGUGCAGUGUGACAUCCCCAACAGCUGUGAGGAUGAGAAACUACUCAAACAGUACCGCGAAACUUUGAGACUAAACUCCAAACUUGUAGAAGAUCUCACGUCAGCUAGGAAAGAAAUCGAGAGCUUGAAGAGACAACUUGCUCAACAAGAGAAAUUAGCACUAUACGAGGACACCUACCGGAUAGAACAUGAAUUGCAGCAGCUGCAGCAGUGUGGGGAACCCCUGGACAUGGUCCCACCUGACGAGUACAUCUCCCUUCCCACAAUUCCUGGUGCCGACCAUUUAUCCAAAGGCAUUAACGGUAGCCCAGCGUCUCGUGUUCACAGCGCGAGACCGCCGCCGGCCCCCUUCUCCCCUCCCCCGGACUUCCGGCCGCUCUUGGGCUGCAAAUGUACCAUCUGUUACGCUCUCCAGACCUACGGACAGUCGGCGCCGCAGCCGGCCGAGGGCAAAAACGGCUGCACGACAAACAGCAGAAAAGUUCUGCACAGACCCAAGUUCCAUGUCCAGUUAAAUGACCACGUGGUGUUGCGCGGAGACCGUACCGGUCUGGUCCGGUAUAUCGGACACCUGGACAACGUAGGAGCACCAGCUGUCGUGUAUGUGGGAAUAGAAUUAGAUGCACCAAUUGGCAGACAUGAUGGUUAUGUUAGUGGAAAACGCUACUUCUUUUGCCAUCGCAACCACGGUGUGUUCGUCCCUGUCCAAGAUGUCAUAUGUAUCAUAAAUAAACAGCAGCCACAAGCAAACCGUCGACCGCACACUGUUGACGUGAAGCGAACCUCGUCUGGGUCCAGCGAAAUGUCCUCGGGUUCAGGCCAGUCAAAAUCCUCGCAGUCUAGUUCUGGAGUCGAGUCCAGAGAUUCAAGUUCAAAAACAAGCUUCGAACUACAGGAAACAAGUCCUAAAAGGAACGUCCGAUCACCAACAUCGCAAGGGAGAAGUAGAAACUUUCAUAGAACAAGUGAAAGCAAGAUAGAAACAUCCUCCGUCUAAGAUUGGUAGUACAGGUAUACUUGUGGAGCUGUCUUCUGGGCAUUUCUUG
Branchiostoma belcheri (Belcher's lancelet) is the source of this 1648-nucleotide messenger RNA. RefSeq lists its product as uncharacterized. The transcript is spliced from 12 exons. NCBI's taxonomy places the organism in Eukaryota, Metazoa, Chordata, Leptocardii, Amphioxiformes, Branchiostomatidae. Gene Ontology annotation, biological process: cytoplasmic microtubule organization. Bases 1 to 1599 code for a protein of 532 amino acids. Gene Ontology annotation, molecular function: microtubule plus-end binding. Gene Ontology annotation, cellular component: nucleus; microtubule plus-end; cytoplasm. The record is from RefSeq and is a predicted model, not a curated record.